CCCCGCCUCCUUGGCGGGGUCACGUGAUCCCUUUCAAAGAUGGCCGCCCUGUUGUUUUGAUGAAUAAUACUUGCUGGGGCGAGGGGAAGGAUCUCUCCCUAACGCCUUUCACCAUUAAGAGGAAAGCGAUGGAGGAGCUGAGCGCUGAUGAGAUUCGACGGAGGCGCCUUGCCCGACUAGCUGGUGGACAGACCUCCCAGCCGACUACCCCACUUACCUCUCCCCAGAGGGAGAACCCUCCAGGGCCUCCUAUAGCAGCUUCAGCCCCAGGCCCCUCCCAGAGUCUUGGUCUCAAUGUCCACAAUAUGACCCCAGCUACCUCCCCAAUAGGUGCAUCAGGAGUCGCGCAUCGAAGCCAGAGCAGCGAAGGAGUCAGUUCUCUCAGCAGCUCGCCCUCCAAUAGCCUUGAAACACAGUCUCAGUCUCUUUCGCGUUCCCAGAGCAUGGACAUUGACGGUGUCUCUUGUGAGAAAAGCAUGUCCCAGGUGGAUGUGGAUUCAGGAAUUGAAAAUAUGGAGGUUGAUGAAAGUGAUCGAAGAGAAAAAAGGAGCCUCAGUGAUAAGGAGCCUUCCUGCGGUCCUGAAGUGUCUGAAGAGCAGGCCUUACAGCUGGUCUGUAAGAUCUUCCGUGUCUCUUGGAAGGACCGGGACAGAGAUGUCAUCUUUCUUUCUUCUCUUUCUGCACAGUUUAAGCAGAACCCAAAAGAAGUGUUCUCUGAUUUUAAGGACUUGAUUGGCCAGAUUUUAAUGGAAGUGCUAAUGAUGUCCACUCAGACUAGAGAUGAAAACCCAUUUGCCAGUCUGACGGCCACAUCACAGCCAAUUGCAGCGGCAGCUCGGUCACCAGACAGGAAUCUGAUGCUAAAUACUGGCUCCAAUCCAGGAACGAGCCCCAUGUUCUGCAGCUUGGGUUCCUUCAGUGCCAGCUCUUUGUCUAGUUUGGGAGCCUCUGGUGGAGCAAGUAAUUGGGAUUCCUACAGUGACCAUUUUACCAUUGAAACCUGCAAGGAGACAGAUAUGCUGAACUACCUCAUCGAGUGUUUUGACCGAGUUGGAAUAGAGGAAAAAAAAGCACCAAAGAUGUGCAGCCAGCCAGCCGUCAGCCAGCUUCUGAGCAAUAUCCGCUCCCAGUGCAUAUCGCAUACUGCAUUAGUGCUGCAAGGCUCCCUGACACAGCCAAGGUCCAUGCAGCAGCCGUCCUUCCUAGUGCCGUAUAUGCUGUGUAGGAAUCUUCCAUAUGGCUUCAUUCAAGAGCUGGUAAGAACCACUCACCAGGAUGAAGAAGUGUUUAAGCAGAUCUUUAUCCCCAUUUUACAAGGCCUGGCUCUUGCUGCCAAAGAGUGCUCCCUCGAUAGUGACUACUUCAAAUAUCCCCUCAUGGCAUUAGGUGAGCUCUGUGAAACCAAGUUUGGGAAGACACAUCCUAUGUGUAAUUUGAUUGCUUCUUUACCGUUGUGGUUGCCGAAAUCCUUAAGCCCUGGCUCUGGGCGGGAGCUGCAAAGACUGUCUUACUUGGGGGCCUUCUUUAGCUUCUCAGUCUUUGCAGAAGAUGAUGUUAAAGUGGUUGAAAAGUAUUUCUCAGGGCCUGCCAUUACCCUGGAAAACACUCGUGUGGUGAGCCAGUCACUGCAGCAUUACUUGGAGCUGGGACGGCAAGAGCUUUUCAAGAUUCUGCAUAGUAUUUUGUUAAAUGGUGAAACCCGUGAAGCUGCUCUGGGUUACAUGGCAGCUGUUGUCAAUGCCAAUAUGAAGAAAGCACAGAUGCAGACAGAUGAUAGAUUGGUAUCUACAGAUGGAUUUAUGCUGAAUUUCCUUUGGGUACUACAACAGCUAAGUACAAAAAUCAAGCUAGAAACGGUUGAUCCCACAUAUAUAUUCCACCCACGAUGUCGGAUUACUCUUCCAAAUGAUGAAACACGAGUGAACGCAACAAUGGAGGAUGUGAACGAAUGGCUGACGGAACUCUAUGGAGAUCAGCCUCCAUUUUCUGAGCCGAAAUUCCCCACGGAAUGCUUCUUUCUCACCCUGCACGCUCACCACCUCUCUAUUCUGCCUAGUUGCCGUCGCUAUAUCCGCAGACUCCGGGCCAUCCGAGAGCUCAAUAGAACUGUGGAAGAUUUGAAAAAUAAUGAAAGCCAAUGGAAAGAUUCCCCACUGGCAACUAGACAUCGCGAAAUGCUGAAGCGCUGUAAAACUCAACUUAAGAAACUGGUACGGUGCAAGGCCUGUGCUGACGCCGGUUUACUUGACGAGAGCUUCCUGAGAAGGUGUCUGAAUUUCUAUGGCCUCCUCAUCCAGCUGCUGCUCCGCGUCCUGGACCCUGCGUAUCCCGAUAUAACACUGCCUUUAAAUUCAGAUGUCCCCAAGGUAUUUGCAGCAUUGCCUGAAUUUUAUGUAGAAGAUGUUGCUGAAUUUUUAUUUUUUAUUGUACAAUACUCUCCUCAGGUGCUUUAUGAGCCCUGUACUCAGGAUAUUGUGAUGUUCCUCGUUGUGAUGUUGUGCAACCAGAACUAUAUCCGGAAUCCGUAUUUGGUGGCCAAGCUGGUAGAAGUCAUGUUUAUGACCAACCCUGCUGUUCAGCCACGAACGCAGAAGUUUUUUGAAAUGAUUGAGAACCAUCCUCUCUCCACGAAAUUGUUGGUACCUUCCCUGAUGAAGUUUUAUACAGAUGUUGAGCAUACAGGAGCCACCAGCGAGUUCUAUGACAAGUUCACAAUUCGCUAUCAUAUUAGCACCAUUUUUAAAAGCCUUUGGCAAAACAUAGCUCACCAUGGUACCUUUAUGGAGGAGUUCAACUCUGGGAAGCAGUUUGUUCGCUAUAUAAACAUGCUGAUAAACGACACGACGUUUUUGCUCGAUGAGAGUCUGGAGUCUCUGAAGCGGAUCCACGAAGUGCAAGAAGAGAUGAAGAAUAAAGAGCAGUGGGACCAGUUGCCCCGGGAUCAGCAGCAGGCCCGUCAGUCUCAGCUUGCUCAGGACGAGCGUGUUUCACGCUCUUACCUUGCCCUGGCAACAGAAACCGUGGACAUGUUCCAUAUCCUCACGAAGCAGGUCCAGAAGCCGUUCCUCAGACCGGAACUGGGACCCCGGUUGGCUGCAAUGCUCAACUUCAAUCUUCAGCAACUCUGUGGCCCCAAGUGCCGUGACCUGAAAGUUGAAAAUCCAGAGAAAUACGGCUUUGAACCAAAGAAGCUGUUGGACCAACUGACGGAUAUCUACCUGCAGCUGGACUGUGCUCGCUUCGCCAAAGCCAUCGCUGACGACCAGAGAUCCUACAGCAAGGAAUUGUUUGAAGAAGUUAUUUCAAAGAUGCGGAAAGCAGGGAUCAAAUCCACAAUAGCGAUAGAGAAGUUUAAACUUCUCGCCGAGAAAGUAGAGGAGAUAGUGGCCAAGAAUGCACGUGCAGAAAUCGACUACAGCGAUGCUCCGGACGAGUUCCGAGACCCUCUGAUGGACACCCUGAUGACGGACCCUGUGCGGCUGCCCUCCGGCACCAUCAUGGACCGCGCUAUCAUCCUGCGGCACUUGCUGAACUCCCCCACGGACCCCUUCAACCGACAGACCCUGACAGAGAGCAUGCUGGAACCAGUACCAGAACUGAAAGAACAGAUUCAAGCCUGGAUGAGAGAGAAACAGAACAGUGAUCAUUAAGCCAGCCCCUUUACCACCCUCCGCAGAAGCAGCCACGGCCAGCAGGCAAGCAGAGCAGCGUCAGGGUUGUGGAGCUGCCAUUCACCUGCUGGGGUUAAAUGUGGCAAAAUUCCCGAGAGCCCACCCAGAGCAACCAAACGGUAGCGAUCUGAAAGGACACGAAGAAGAGGAGCCGAUUCCUGUACAUAUAUUUAAGCGACAAACAUGGUCAAAAGCUUGAGGGACACGUUUUACGAUUGCUUGUGUAAUAAAGCACGUCCUUCAUACGUCACAAUUUGGGGCUUUGCAACAGAAGUCUCUUAGCGGUGACAAAUGGGUCUGGGCAGCGUCCCCUUCAUUUUUUUUUUUUUAAUCCUAUAUCCGUUGAUUUGAUUGUGAUUAGAAAACCUUGGACAUUUUGCUGCUAAAGAAUCUCCCUCCCCUUCAUGACCCUACUUGCACUGCUGUGGAUUUUUUUUAAAAGAAGCAAAAACAAAAAUAAACUCUUUAUCCCCAGCCCUCCAAACAUAUAUUCUGUGAGAUAACUGUGCCUGCGACAAAGUGUUAAUCCUGGGAUCGUAUUUUUAUAUCAUAUUCACAUAUUUGUUUUUUUAAUUGGUGUUAGAUGACAUUAAUAAAAAAGGCAAGAUAUUUUCAGAA
Messenger RNA from Tupaia belangeri chinensis (Chinese tree shrew), 4289 nucleotides. It is a transcript of the gene UBE4B, whose product is annotated as ubiquitination factor E4B. Gene Ontology annotation, cellular component: cytoplasm; ubiquitin ligase complex; nucleus. The record is from RefSeq and is a predicted model, not a curated record. Gene Ontology annotation, molecular function: ubiquitin-ubiquitin ligase activity. The transcript has 28 exons. Lineage: Eukaryota; Metazoa; Chordata; Mammalia; Scandentia; Tupaiidae. Bases 60 to 3650 code for a protein of 1196 amino acids. Gene Ontology annotation, biological process: ERAD pathway; protein polyubiquitination; ubiquitin-dependent protein catabolic process.